UUACAUUGUCAUAGGUUCAAUAUGACGCAAAAUAGGGCUAAGUGGACAGCAAGGUAUGAGAAAGGUCUCGUGGAGGUACUUACAGAGUACAAUCUAUCUCAUUACCGUGGCCAAAAUGGGUGGACUACCGAAGGAUGGAAUCAAGUUGUCAAGGAACUGAACAAUUUAUAUCCAGAGGCAAGGUUUACCAAGGAUCAGGUUCAAGAUAAGGAAGCUCAGUUGAAAAAGCACUACAAAAAUAUCAAGUUGAUAGUCAACCGCUCUGGAAUAUCAUGGAAUGAUAUUGCAUGUGUGAUCAACACCACGCCUGAAAAAUGGGAAGAGAUCAUUGCAGAGGACCCAAAGCUCAAAAUGUAUGAAGGAAAGAGCUUUCCAUUGUACGAGGCAUUGGGUGUGCUCUAUGAAGGACACAUUGCGCAAGGAAGACACUGCCUCACAUCAAGGAAGCCUCCGAUUGGCACAAAAACAGGUAGCAACUUUGGAGCGAAGGAUAAGAUGGUUGCAAGCACUAGCAAGAAAAAUACAAGACAUGGAAGAGAUGACAACGUAAGGACUUCUUCAAUAAUUGACAUCAAUGAUACUCCUACAUUAGAUGAUGUGGAUGAAAGAGAGAACACUGUCAAUGACGAGGAAGAAUUAGGCAGUGAAGAUGCUGAUGGCGAUCAACCACAAAUAAGUGAAUCAAGUGCAAAAGGGAAAAAAACUAAGAAACAAAAAGGUGCCACAUCUGUACAGCGGCUUGAAGAUUCCAUGAUGGCUUAUGUGAAUUUCAAGAAAGAUCAAGCUUCCAAGAAGGAAAAAGUGUCACAGCAAGGAAAACAACCCUCAAUUACAGAAUGCUUGCAGGUCUUGAAUGACAUGGAUGAUGUUCCCGACGAGGUCAAAAUCUUUGCCUCUGAUGUUUUCAAGGAUGCAGCAAAUCGUGAGAUUUUCCUGGGUUACAACUCAAGAUUGCGGGGUAUGUGGCUAAAGAAGGAAGUCGACAAGAUUAGUCCUCAGCCUCCUCCUUCUCGGUUUUCAUCUGGCGAUAUUCCUUCAAUCAAUCUGGUGCUCUGAUCAAAGGAUGUCCUUUCACAUGAUUCUAUGAUUACCCGAGUCCAUGAAGCAAUCAAUAAUAUUCCUGAAAUACUUUAUGUCUAAGCGCACAAUGGUUGAACAAUUGCCUCAAUAAAUUUGGUUAUGUAGCAUGCGGACGAGACGAGACAAGUAUGCCUCGAUAAAUU
Triticum dicoccoides is the source of this 1223-nucleotide messenger RNA. RefSeq lists its product as uncharacterized. The coding region runs from base 22 to 1056 and encodes 344 amino acids. The transcript has 4 exons. The record is from RefSeq and is a predicted model, not a curated record. Lineage: Eukaryota; Viridiplantae; Streptophyta; Magnoliopsida; Poales; Poaceae.